AAUCAUUGCACAUGCGCUCCUUGCAACUUUCUUUUCAUUUCCGGUCAGCCAUAGUUGAGGCACAAUGACGAACACAAAGGGAUACAGGCGUGGAACACGUUACAUGUUCAGCAGGCCAUUCAAGAAGCAUGGAGUCAUCCCCCUGUCUACUUAUAUGGUCAACUACAAAAGAGGAGAUAUCGUAGAUGUCAAGGGUCAUGGAGCUGUACAAAAGGGUAUGCCUCACAAGUUUUACCAUGGCAAGACUGGAAGAAUUUUCAAUGUUACAAAGCAUGCUGUUGGAGUUGUAAUCAACAAGAGAGUAAGGGAACGAAUAAUCCCCAAGAGAAUCAAUGUAAGAAUUGAGCAUGUGAAACACUCCAACUGCCGUCUGGAGUUUUUGAAAAGAGUUGCUUUCAAUGAGCAGAUGAAGAAGGAUGCCAAGGAAGGAGGAGAGAGGAAAAACCUUAAAAGAUUCCCUGAACUGCCAAGGAAGAAGCAUUUUGUCAGCACGAAGUUCAACAAACCCCAAGUGUUGGAACCAAUACCUUAUGAAUUCAUUGCAUAAAUUAAAGUGUUGACAUAU
Ostrea edulis (European flat oyster) is the source of this 565-nucleotide messenger RNA. Its product is annotated as 60S ribosomal protein L21-like. Gene Ontology annotation, molecular function: structural constituent of ribosome. Bases 65 to 547 code for a protein of 160 amino acids. NCBI's taxonomy places the organism in Eukaryota, Metazoa, Mollusca, Bivalvia, Ostreida, Ostreidae. The transcript is spliced from 5 exons. Gene Ontology annotation, cellular component: ribosome; cytosolic large ribosomal subunit. Gene Ontology annotation, biological process: translation. The record is from RefSeq and is a predicted model, not a curated record.